UCUCCAGCCGCCGGGUACUUUGCAAAGAGUUGGGAAGUUGUAGUCUGCAGGCGCUUUACUUUUUCUGAAGCUCCGGAGACGGGUGGAAACAGAUCUCGGCGGGAGAGACUGGGAUUCUUCCCACUAGUCCAGAUACUUGUUGAAGUACUGAAUAGUUUCUUUGGGAAAGAUGUCAAGGAAGAGUUUCAGUUCCUAGACUGGCAUAAGAUGUACAUUUUUCAGCUGGGAAUGAGAUGUUCUUGAAUUCUUACAACUUCAUGAAGAGACCCAUGUUUGGUGCUACUGAGAAAUCUGUUGGGAAGUUUGAAGACACUUCAAAUAACAGAUUGUUUUGGUUUUAAAAGUAGAAAUUGGGAGGCACUCAAUUUCAUGCAAGGAGGAAGCACUCAGGCCAGGAAACUUGUAUGCUAUGGUUAACUGGUUCCCAGUCUCCGAGAAUGUUGUUUUCCAUGGUGUAAAGCUUACUCAGCAUCAGGAUAAAGGAUAACGACUCUAUGGAUAUACAGAAUCCUUCACCAUGGUAAAACUCGCUAACCCGCUGUAUACGGAGUGGAUUUUGGAGGCCAUCAAAAAAGUGAAGAAGCAGAAGCAGCGUCCUUCAGAAGAAAGGAUAUGCAAUGCAGUGUCUUCAUCCCAUGGCUUGGAUCGUAAAACUGUUUUAGAACAACUGGAGUUGAGUGUUAAAGAUGGAACAAUUUUAAAAGUCUCAAAUAAAGGACUCAAUUCCUAUAAAGAUCCAGAUAAUCCUGGGCGAAUAGCACUUCCGAAACCUCGAAACCAUGGAAAAUUGGAUAGUAAGCAAAAUGUAGAUUGGAAUAAACUGAUUAAGCGGGCAGUUGAGGGCCUUGCAGAGUCAGGUGGCUCAACUUUGAAGAGCAUCGAACGUUUUUUGAAAGGUCAGAAGGAUGUAUCUGCAUUAUUUGGAGGCAGUGCUGCCUCUGGCUUUCACCAGCAGUUACGAUUGGCUAUUAAACGUGCAGUUGGCCAUGGCAGGCUACUUAAAGAUGGACCUCUCUAUCGGCUCAACACUAAGGCAACCAGUGUGGAUGGGAAAGAGAGUUGUGAGUCUCUUUCUUCUUUACCUCCAGUGUCACUGCUUCCACAUGAAAAGGAUAAGCCGGUUGCUGAACCAAUUCCCAUCUGCAGUUUCUGUCUUGGUACAAAAGAACAAAACCGAGAAAAAAAGCCAGAGGAACUCAUCUCCUGUGCUGACUGUGGCAACAGUGGUCAUCCAUCCUGUUUAAAGUUUUCCCCUGAACUAACGGUUAGAGUGAAGGCCUUACGAUGGCAAUGCAUCGAGUGUAAAACAUGCAGCUCCUGUCGAGAUCAAGGCAAAAAUGCAGAUAACAUGCUCUUUUGUGAUUCCUGUGACCGAGGAUUUCACAUGGAGUGCUGUGACCCACCACUUACCCGGAUGCCAAAAGGCAUGUGGAUAUGUCAGAUAUGUCGACCUAGGAAAAAAGGACGGAAACUUCUACAGAAGAAGGCAGCACAGAUAAAACGGCGCUAUGCUAAUCCAAUAGGACGUCCAAAAAACAGGUUAAAGAAACAAAACACGGUAUCAAAAGGUCCCUUCAGUAAAGUUCGAACUGGCCCUGGAAGGGGUCGGAAACGUAAACUCACCCUCUCUAGCCAAUCAGCAUCAUCAUCAGAAGAAGGAUAUUUAGAACGAAUAGAUGGCUUGGACUUCUGCACAGAUAGUAAUGUCCCCUUGAAGUUCAACAAGAAAACCAAAGGGCUCAUUGAUGGCCUUACCAAAUUCUUCACCCCUUCCCCUGAUGGGCGGAAACCUCGAGGGGAGGUGGUAGACUACUCUGAGCAAUACAGAAUCAGGAAAAAGGGCAACAGAAAAUCAAGCACUUCAGAUUGGCCCACAGACAAUCAGGAUGGCUGGGAAGGCAAACAAGAAAGUGAGGAACGACUUUUUGGAAGUCAAGAAAUCAUGACUGAGAAAGAUAUGGAGUUAUUUCGUGAUAUCCAAGAGCAAGCACUGCAGAAAGUUGGAGUGACUGGUCCCCCAGAUCCACAAGUCCGCUGUCCCUCUGUCAUUGAGUUUGGGAAGUAUGAAAUUCACACCUGGUACUCUUCCCCAUAUCCUCAAGAAUACUCAAGGCUGCCUAAAUUAUAUCUUUGUGAAUUCUGUCUAAAAUACAUGAAAAGUAGAACUAUUCUGCAACAACACAUGAAGAAAUGUGGUUGGUUUCAUCCUCCUGCCAAUGAGAUUUACAGAAAGAAUAAUAUUUCUGUUUUUGAGGUUGAUGGUAAUGUGAGUACCAUGUAUUGUCAGAAUCUGUGUCUCUUGGCAAAGUUGUUUCUUGACCACAAAACACUCUAUUAUGAUGUGGAGCCAUUUCUUUUUUAUGUCCUAACACAGAAUGAUGUCAAGGGCUGCCAUCUUGUUGGCUAUUUUUCUAAAGAAAAGCACUGCCAACAGAAAUACAAUGUUUCCUGUAUAAUGAUUCUUCCCCAAUACCAGCGUAAGGGCUAUGGCAGGUUUCUCAUCGAUUUCAGUUAUUUGUUAUCAAAACGUGAAGGACAAGCAGGAUCUCCAGAGAAACCAUUAUCCGAUUUAGGUCGUCUUUCCUACAUGGCUUAUUGGAAAAGUGUAAUAUUGGAGUGCCUUUAUCACCAAAAUGACAAGCAAAUCAGCAUUAAAAAGUUGAGCAAGUUGACUGGAAUCUGCCCUCAAGAUAUUACUUCCACACUCCACCACCUCCGAAUGCUGGACUUCCGUAGUGACCAAUUUGUGAUCAUUCGCCGGGAAAAGCUUAUCCAGGAUCACAUGGCAAAGCUUCAACUGAAUCUGCGACCUGUAGAUGUAGAUCCAGAAUGUUUGCGCUGGACUCCUGUUAUUGUCUCCAAUUCUGUUGUCUCAGAGGAGGAAGAAGAGGAGGCUGAGGAAGGAGAAAGUGAAGAACCUCAGUGUCAGGAAAGAGAAUUAGAGACAAGUGUAAGGGUGUUAAAGUCUGCUUCUCGGGAGAACAAAGAACAAGAUUCUUAUUCUUCAGUAGAAAGUGAAAAGAAACCAGAAGUUACUGUACCAGCUAGUUCUACACGUUUGAACAAACAAGUUCUUCCCUGUGAUAGUCUUCCUGCCAAUAAUCAGCCAUCUCGGAGAGGCCGCUGGGGGAGAAAGAACAGAAAAACCCAAGAUCGUUUUGGUGAUAAAGAUUCUAAACUGCUCUUAGAAGAGACAUCAGCUCCUCAGGAGCAAUAUGGUGAAUGUGAAGAAAAAUCAGAAACUUCCCAAGAACAGUACACUGAAAGUGAGGAGCAGUUGGCACCUUCUCAGGAGCAGCCAAGCCAGGAUGGGAAGCCAGACAUUCCCAAAAGAAGACUAAGUGAAGAGGUCAGAUUAUGGCGAGGUCAGCUAAAGAAAAGCCCUGAAGCACUGAGGUGUAGAUUACCAGAAGGCAAUGAUAGACUACCUCGUCGCUAUAGUGAUGGGGACAGGGCUCUUCUGAGGGGCUUCAGUGAGAGUAGUGAGGAGGAAGAAGAGCCAGAAAGUCCUCGUUCCAACUCGCCACCAAUUCUUACAAAGCCUACCUUGAAGCGAAAGAAACCAAUUCUUCACAGAAGGAGGAGAGUACGAAAACGCAAACACCACAAUAGUAGUGUGGUCACAGAAACAAUUUCUGAGACAACAGAGGUAUUAGAUGAACCUUUCGAAGACUCUGACUCCGAAAGGCCGAUGCCAAGAUUAGAACCCACAUUUGAAAUUGAUGAAGAGGAGGAGGAAGAGGAUGAAAGUGAACUCUUCUCUAGAGGAUAUUUCUGUCAUUUGUCCUCACAAGAUGUCCUCAGAUGUCGAUCAUCUUCUAAAAGGAAGUCUAAAGAUGAAGAAGAUGAAGAGUCAGAUGAUGCUGAUGACACUCCUAUCCUAAAACCAGUAUCUCUCUUGAGAAAAUGUGAUGUGAAGGAUUCUUCACUCGAGCCAGAUACAUCCACACCUAUGAAAAAGAAAAAGGGAUGGCCCAAAGGCAAGAGCCGAAAACCAAUCCACUGGAAGAAGAGGCCUGGUCGAAAACCAGGAUUGAAGUUGAAUCGAGAAAUCCUGCCUGUUUCUACUCAAGAAAGUAAUAUUGAGCCCAUUGCUCCCAUUCCUAAAUCUGGACGUAAAUCUAAAAUUCAAGAGAAUGAAGAAACUGUUGAAUCAAAAGAAGACUUGACCUUAACCGAAGAAAGAAAGGAGGAGGAGGAGGAGGAAGAGGAAGAGGAGGAGGAGGAAGAAGAGGAGGAGGAGGAGGAGGAGGAGGAAGAGGAGGAAGAGGGACAUGUGGAAACAGAAGAGGUUGAAGAGGGAGAAGAAGAAGAUACAACCAGCAGUGAAGUUAGAGCAGCUUCUCCAGUAGAGAGCAAUAAUAGUCCUGAGACUGAAACAAAAGAGCCCGAGGUUGAGGAGGAAGAAGAAAAACCCCGUGCCAUAGAAGAGCAGAGGCAGUCAGAGGAAGAACAGCAAGAACUGGAAGAGCAGGAGCAAGAGGAAGAGGAUGAAGUGGCUGUAGCGACCAACCAGAAUGAAGACCAUGAUGCAGAUGAUGAGGAUGAUGGUCAUCUAGAAUCUAUAAAGAAAAAAGAGCUAGAAGAACAGCCCAUUCAAGAAGAUGUCAAGGAGGAGGAGCCUGGUGGCCAGGAAACUUUUUUAGAAACUAAUAUGCAGAGCAGUCAGGAGAAUAUAAAGGAUAAAGAUGAAACAGAACCAGAUUCUGAAGAGGAGCAGACUUCUCAUGAAACAUCUGUGAUAUCAGAGCAUUUGCCAGGGUCUGAGGAUGAUCAUGAAGAAGACUCAAACUCUAAAGAAGAGUUGAUUGAGUUAAAAGAGGAAGAAGAGAUUCCUCAUAGUGAACUGGACCUGGAAACUGUGCAAGCAGUGCAGUCUUUGACUCAAGAGGAAAGCAAUGAGCAUGAGGGAGCCUACCAGGACUGUGAAGAAACUCUAGCUGCUUGCCAGACCCUACAGAGUUACACCCAGGCGGAUGAAGACCCUCAGAUGUCAAUGGUUGAAGACUGUCAUGCUUCCGAACAUAAUAGCCCAAUAUCUUCUGUUCAGUCUCAUCCCAGCCAAUCAGUCCGUUCCGUCAGCAGUCCCAAUGUGCCUGCCCUUGAAAGUGGUUUCACCCAGAUCAGCCCAGAACAAGGAUCCCUGUCCGCACCUUCUAUGCAGAACAUGGAGACCAGCCCCAUGAUGGAUGUGCCUUCCGUAUCAGACCACUCUCAGCAGGUGGUGGACAGUGGCUUCAGUGACCUGGGCAGCAUUGAAAGCACCACAGAAAACUAUGAGAACCCAAGCAGUUAUGACUCCACAAUGGGUGGGAGCAUUUGUGGGAAUAACUCUUCUCAGAGCAGCUGUUCUUAUGGUGGGUUGUCAUCCUCCAGCAGCCUAACUCAGAACAGUUGUGUUGUCACUCAGCAAAUGGCAAACAUGGGCAAUAGCUGCAGCAUGAUGCAACAGAACAGUGUCCAGCCUGCUGCCAACUGCAAUAUCAAGUCACCUCAGAGUUGUGUGGUGGAGAGGCCUCCCAGUAACCAGCAGCAGCCACCACCGCCACCACAGCAGCAGCAGCAACAGCAGCAGCAGCAGCAGCAGCAGCAACAACAACCAGCACCACAGCCUCCACCACCCCAGCAGCAACAACAACAGCAGCAGCAGCCACCUCAGCCCCAGCAGCCUCAACCCCCACCCCCACCCCAGCAGCAGCCCCCCCUUUCACAGUGUAGUAUGAGUAACAGUUUCCCUCCAGCACCUAUGAUCAUGGAGAUACCAGAAUCUGGAAGCACUGGGAACAUAAGUAUCUAUGAAAGGAUUCCUGGGGAUUUUGGUGCCGGCAGCUACUCUCAACCAUCAGCCACCUUCAGUUUAGCUAAGUUGCAGCAGCUGACUAACACCAUUAUGGACCCUCAUGCCAUGCCUUAUAGCCAUUCUCCUGCUGUGACUUCCUAUGCAACCAGUGUUUCUUUGUCUAACACAGGACUGGCUCAGCUAGCUCCAUCGCAUCCAUUAGCUGGGACCCCUCAAGCACAAGCCACCAUGACACCGCCCCCGAACUUGGCAUCUACCACCAUGAACCUCACAUCACCUCUGCUACAGUGUAACAUGUCUGCCACCAACAUCGGCAUUCCUCACACCCAGAGGUUGCAAGGGCAAAUGCCAGUCAAAGGGCACAUUUCCAUCCGUUCCAAAUCCGCACCACUGCCCUCUGCAGCUGCUCACCAGCAACAGCUGUAUGGACGCAGCCCACCCGCGGUUGCCAUGCAGGCUGGCCCUCGUGCAUUGACUGUUCAGCGUGGCAUGAACAUGGGGGUUAAUUUAAUGCCAACCCCCGCCUAUAAUGUCAAUUCCAUGAAUAUGAACACCUUAAAUGCCAUGAACAGCUAUCGAAUGACACAGCCUAUGAUGAACAGCAGUUACCAUAGUAACCCUGCCUACAUGAACCAGACAGCACAGUAUCCUAUGCAGAUGCAGAUGGGGAUGAUGGGAAGCCAGGCCUAUACCCAGCAGCCUAUGCAGCCAAACCCUCAUGGAAACAUGAUGUACACUGGCCCCUCCCAUCACAGCUAUAUGAAUGCUGCUGGCGUGCCCAAGCAGUCACUCAAUGGACCUUACAUGAGAAGAUGAGCAAGAUGAACUUGCAGUUAAAAACUUAAAUAUAUAUAAAUAAAGGAACCUUUUAUACUGACAAACCAGAGAAAAAUGGACCUUUUUUUCCAGUUAAAAUAUUGCUGUAGAUUUAGAGGAAUUUUUCUUUGGUUUAUUUUAUUUUUUAGAAAACCUGGUCUUUUUUUUUUUUUUUUUUUUGGGUUCAUUUUGUUCUCAGUCUUGGUUUUCUUCACAAUCUUGAACAUUUUACAAUAGAACUCAUCUAAAAGUGGAUUUGGGGAUGGGGAAACAUGCACACAAAUUUUUCAUAAUUAAAAAGAGCCUUACUUUCUUUACACACCACAUGGACAGAAUCUCUGUAUAAGUGAAUUACCUUUAUUUUAUUUUAAGAUGUAUGUUUCCCCUCACUGUUUGCAGCUCCCAGUGUUGUCCUUUUUAAAUGUUAUAUAAUACAUCUCGAGGGUUAACCAGACCCUUUCCUCCAAACCCAACCUUUCAUUUCCUACUUCAUUCCAGCAGGAGGCACUUAUGGGAGACUCGGAUGGGAGACACAUGGAGAACAACCCAAGCUCCUUAAACUUGUUAUUAUUGUUAAUAUUAUUAAUAUUAUUAUUAUUAUUAAAGUGAGGCAGGAAAAUGCUUCUCCUUUUAAAAUCCCCUCCACUCCCUAUACACACACACACACACACACACACACACACACACAGAUACACAUGCACACAGAUACACACACCUCUUGAAAUCGUUCCCCAAGAAUGUUUCUUUAUAUAUGAACUUCAUUAAAAUGUUUGUUUUUCUUAAAUCAAGUGUAACAUAAUUUUUUACUAUUCCCACUCAGCACUCAGAGACACAAAAAUACUGUAAGUCUCAACAGCAGAAACUCAGAGGAAAGCUGUUUGCAUUCCUAUUCCAGCCUUGAAGGAACAGAGAUGGUCAAUUUACAGUCAAAAAGAGGAAAUUAACCUCUUGUUUUUUACCACCUGGUGAAUCAGCCAUAAUGCACAUAUUCCACACAGUCUCUUGUUUUUAGUAUGUACUUUGAGAUGCUAAGGGUCUCUAUUCUUGAGCCUUUGACUCUUUGAUUAAACUCAAAUAGCAGUCCCCAGUAAUUAGCCUCUUACAUUCUUACAUAAAGUGUUUGUGGAUGACUGUACAUUUCAGAGAUUUGAAAAAAUAGCCAACAAAUCUCUGACACUGAUUAUUUUAUGUUGGAAGAGAUAAUGCAAAAUGUGUGUCAUAAAGGGAGAUCAUGGUGUGAAUUUUAUAGCUACUUAACUGAUACAUACCUCUAAUUUUCAUUUGUCUUUGAAGAGCCUGAGUUCAUUCCCUGUGAAACAGAGUGCACCAGCCCCUCGCCUGUGAGUGGCUAAAGAGAAGAGGGAUAAACCAACCACCAGCAUUGUAGGGCAGAUCUGGAAAGCAGGGUUUUAGUAGGCUCCUAUGUUGCUCCUAGCUCCAUUAUCUUUUUCUCUUGUGCAGCCAAUUCUCCCCUUCUCUUCCUAUUACUUGCUCCAGGGAUAGGUAAAAAAAAUAUAUAUCUAUAUAUAUCUAUAUAUGUGUGUAUUCCAUCAUUAGAAGAUGGAAGCUAUCUAUUAUACCACUCGGUAUGUGCAGUCAAAUAUCCAAAAGGGGGAAGAACUGCUUAAAGAAAUACCUGUAAGCAUUUAACUCUCUCCUUUAUUUGUACAUUUUAUAUAGAUAAAUUUUUGAAGUACUAAUUAGGCAUUAAAUUUUUUCAAAUGCACAGGUUUGUUCGUUUUUUUAUAUACACUUUAAUUGACUUUUCUCAAAUGUGUAAGGUAGAACAAGGCAGAAUUCCACAUUUUACCGCUAUCAGUUCUGAGCAUGUGCAAGGCUGUGUAGGACCCAGUUUCUCUGUAUAUACUCUUCCAGUUCCCAGUCAUCUAUGUAGAAAGUGCACUGUGCUGCCCUCUCCCUACAUCUUCAGCUAUGUCAUUGCUUCCUGGUUGGGGUGGGGAUGGGGUGGGUCGGGAGGGAGGUAUAAUGGGAGGAGGGUGGGCCAAGGCAGAAGGAGAAGCUGUUGAAAUGAGGGCCGUGAAUUCAGUUUCCGUUGGUUAGCGGUUGUGUUUGAUUUUGUUUCUUUCUUAAAAAAAAAAAAAAAAAAAUUCAAUCGGGCAGCUCCCUUUUCCACAAGCCUUUUUGUGACUGUAGAACUAUUAUAGAGAAAACGUUCUUUUCUAUAUUAUAAAAGAAAUUAUCCAACACAGUAAUAUUGGUACCUGUCAUUUUUUCACUUCUGUUUUAAAAAAAUGUAUUUUUAGCAAGAUAACUUGGGUAAUCUUCUAAAAAAGAAAUUUAAAAAAACUCACUGUUAGUGACUUUGAUGCCUUUUAAAAUAAGAGCUUUUUCAUUUCAUUCCAUCUUUAAAAUUUUUUAUCUUUGUUGUAGAAUAUUAAAAACUAUUUUAAGAAAGAUAAAAAUUCUCUUUAAAGAGAUCUCUAGAGUGUGUGAAUAGAGCUCCAGAUGCCUCUAAAAGCCGCAUGUACAAAUGAAGCUAAGUCUAUUACUGUCUGUUUAUAUUUGCUUUUCCUGUUUUGUAACCUCUUUGUACUUUGUUCAUGGUGACUUGUAAGCUAAGGGGAAGGGGUGCCUAAAUGCCUUUGUAUUUCUCCAUGUCAUGCGCUCCUGGGCCAGUUGGUCUCCCUUCCUCUCCUUGUAUGUAAUAUCACUUUUUCCCCCCCUUUCUAGCAAGUACUUUCAAAAGAACUCUGUACAUUUUAACAUAAAAAAAUAAAUUAUGUUGAGCCAUUUUGGA
Erinaceus europaeus (western European hedgehog) is the source of this 9374-nucleotide messenger RNA. RefSeq names its product lysine acetyltransferase 6A (gene KAT6A). Gene Ontology annotation, cellular component: MOZ/MORF histone acetyltransferase complex; nucleosome. The transcript has 18 exons. The record is from RefSeq and is a predicted model, not a curated record. Lineage: Eukaryota; Metazoa; Chordata; Mammalia; Eulipotyphla; Erinaceidae. Bases 518 to 6616 code for a protein of 2032 amino acids. Gene Ontology annotation, molecular function: DNA binding; histone acetyltransferase activity. Gene Ontology annotation, biological process: regulation of DNA-templated transcription; nucleosome assembly.